AUGUCUCCCCAUCGCUUCCUCCUCGUCUCGCCCGCUACAAGAGGUAUUUCGCUCGCCGUAACACGCCAGCUACUCCGUACUACAGACCUGCCGCUCUUCGCUACACAUAGGUCAGAUAAUGCCGACGAAGUCAGGGAGAAUAUCCUGUCGCCGCUCAAAGGCGAGGGCGAGGACAGACUUCAUCUACUCAAGCUCGACCUCACCUCAGAGGAAAGCAUCAUGUCGGCCGCGGAAUCGCUGGCCACCAAGUUACCGAAGGACACUGAAUCGUAUAUCCACACCGCCUUCUUUGGCGGCGGCGUGCUCCACCCCGAGAAGCAGCCUUCCGAUCUCAACGAGAAGAACAUCGCGUCGACAUUCCAGAUCAACGUCAUUUCGCACCUCCUUCUCAUCAAGCACUUCUCCCGCUUCCUGCCUCCCGCAAAGCCAAAGGAGGAACUAGACGUCCCUGCGAAGUGGGUGCAUGUAUCCGCUAGAGUAGGGUCGAUCGAGGACAAUAAACGUGGCGGAUGGUACUCGUAUCGGUCCUCGAAAGCGGCGCUGAACCAAGUCAUCAAGACCUUCGAUCUGCAGCUGCAGAUGAACAAGAACCAAGCUAUAUGCGUAGGCGUGCACCCGGGAACGGUGAAGACGGACUUGAGCCGGGGGUUCUGGGAGAGCACAGACGUGAAGGACAAAGCAUUCGAGCCCGAAGACGCCGCUAGCAAACUGGUCGGUGUGAUUGACCAACUCAAAGUAGAGCAGCGGGGAAAAAUAUGGGAUUGGGCGGGCAAACAGGUUCCUUGGUGA
Messenger RNA from Pleurotus ostreatus (oyster mushroom), 789 nucleotides. RefSeq lists its product as uncharacterized. The transcript has a single exon. Bases 1 to 789 code for a protein of 262 amino acids. Lineage: Eukaryota; Fungi; Basidiomycota; Agaricomycetes; Agaricales; Pleurotaceae. The record is from RefSeq and is a predicted model, not a curated record.